Molecule: messenger RNA, 1666 nt
Organism: Xenopus tropicalis (tropical clawed frog)
Lineage: Eukaryota; Metazoa; Chordata; Amphibia; Anura; Pipidae
Product: amiloride-sensitive sodium channel subunit alpha
Exons: 12
Coding region: 5-1666 (553 amino acids)
Biological process (GO): sodium ion transport
Cellular component (GO): membrane; plasma membrane
Molecular function (GO): ligand-gated sodium channel activity; sodium channel activity
Source: RefSeq, a predicted model, not a curated record
GGUUAUGGAGUCCACAGACAAAGUGAAAACAGAAGGGUGGAUUGAAUACUAUGGCUCUUUUGAAGAAAUGUUUCAGUACUUCUGUGACAACACCACAAUCCAUGGCACAAUCCGUCUCAACUGCUCCAGAAAGAACAAAAUGAAGACAGCUUUCUGGCUUGUGAUAUUCUUUCUUUCAUUUGCUAUGAUGUACUGGCAAUUUGGAAUAAUGGUCACUCAGUACUGGUCCUACCCCAUCAGCACAACUGUAACCGUGCAGUCAAAGGGCAACAAGUUUCCAGCCGUGACCAUCUGCAAUCUGAACCCAUUCAGAUUUGAUCAAGUUAAUACAUAUCUUAAUCAGCUGGACAAGUUGGCUCAGGAAACACUUUAUUCUCUUUAUAACUAUGAUGGUCUCAAAGCAAAGCAGCAAGUUAUUCAUCUACAGGACUUCCUGCACAAUGUGACAAACCAGUUCAACGGAAGUUUUAUCUUAGACCAAUCCAUUGUCUUACAGAAGUUACAAGAGAAUGGCUCGGGCCCAGCUUUACCAGGAGAAAAGACAUUUCAAGUAGGAUUUAAACUGUGUAAUUCUUCUGGAGGAGAUUGCUACUACAAAUCUUAUUGGUCUGGCGUGGAUGCUCUCCAUGAAUGGUAUCAAUUCCACUACAUAAACAUAAUGUCCAAAAUCCCCCCAGUGCUAAACAUAUCAGGAGAUGAGUUGGGCAAGAAUUUCAUCUUCUCCUGCGAUUUCAUUCAGAAGCCUUGUACAUUACGAGAAUAUAAGUUUUUCCAUCACCCAAUCUAUGGAAGCUGCUUCACAGUUACUCCUCAAGGAAAGGAAAAUGCUCUGUAUUCUCCCAGGGCUGGCAAGAAGUAUGGGCUGUCUCUGAAGAUGAAGGUGGAUCAGAAGCACAACAUGCCUCUCCUGUCACAAGCAGCAGGUGCAAGAAUCAUGAUCCACAACCCCAACCAGCCCCCUCGAGUGGAACACCAGGGCUUUGAUAUCAGGCCAGGAACUGAGACUUCAAUAGGCGUAAAACAGGAUGAGGUAAGACAUUUAGGUGGAAAGUAUGGUCCAUGUGCUUCUGAUGGAAAUAACUUGGGAUUGAAACUGUUGUAUAGCACAUCAUACACACUCCAGGCAUGCCUGAAUUCCUGCUUUCAGUACAAGAUGACUGAAACAUGUGGAUGCGGAUAUUAUUUUUAUCCACUGCCUCCAGGCACAGAAUACUGCAACUAUAACAAGCACCCUGGCUGGGGGCAUUGUUUCUACCAACUAUAUGAGAAGAUGCUAGAUCACAGACAUCACUGUUUUACCCAAUGCCCAAUGCAAUGCACAAAGACAAGGUAUCAGCUUUCUGCAGGGACUGCCCAAUGGCCAUCUCCCACAUCAAAGACAUGGAUCAUCCCUUUAUUAACCAGGCACAAAGGAUACAACAGGACAAGCAAACGGAGUGAUAUAUCGAAGAUUAAUGUAUAUUAUGAAGAGCUGAGUUACCAGUCUGUUGAGGAAACCCCCGCCAUGCCAGUGACCUUGUUGCUUUCCAAUAUGGGAGGACAGUGGAGCUGGUGGUUUGGUUCGUCGGUUCUUUCAGUAGUUGAGAUUGCAGAACUAGUGUUUGACACAGUGGCCAUGGCAAUACUCAUGACGUACCGCUGGAAGAAGCAGAGGGCACCUCAGUAG